AUGAAGGACCCUUACAUUUACCAUUUGGACGCAGUCACCCUCCCCGACUUCCACGACCUCGCCCGCCUCCUUCCAUUCGCCUGCUCCACCCUCCUUUUUCUCUACAUCUACCUCGCACCCGCCUUUGAUUGGCCAAGCGUGCAUGACUUGGGCGUCAUGCUUGUUGACUUCUCGUUUGCGACAAAGAGGGAUAAGUUGAAGGGGGUGUUUGGGGGGGAUGUGGUGGGGAUGAUGAGGGCGAGGACGUUGUCCAGGAGUGUGGUUGAUAUUGAACGGGAGGCGACGGUGGGGGGGCUUGUUAAUACUGGGAACAGUUGUUUUCUCAAUUCUGUAUUGCAAGCUUUCGCAUCCCUCGAGUCCAUCACCCCAUACCUCACCUCCAUCUCGUCGGCCUCCCCUCGACCAACACCAGUGUCAAUAGCCCUCAACCACACCCUCGCGCAACUAAACACCUCGGGGUCACAUACACCCCGCGACGUGGUUUACGCGCUAUCGAGUAACCGACGAGUAGUGAACAACGAACAACAAGACGCUCAAGAAUUCUUCCAAAUCAUCACGGGCGCACUCGACGACGAAGCCGCAAAGGUCUCGAAACGCCGACACCUAGGCCCUGGAAUGUCUUUCAGGCCCAACCGGCUCUAUCCUACACCGGCUCAUGGAAUUCCAGGAGAGAAGGAGAAAAGCAUGAAGAGCCCCUUCGAAGGCCUAAUGGCGAAUCGCGUGGGAUGUUUGUCAUGUGGCUACGUCGAAGCCAUCCGUCACGAGAACUUCACGAAUUUAUCCGUGCCAUUACCGAAUGAGCGGAGUUGUACGUUGGAACAGUGUUUGGAGAGUUAUACCACGCUUGAACGAAUUAAUGGAGUUCCGUGUCGGAUGUGUUCGAUUAUCGCCACUCAAAAGCAGCUCGCGAAACUCAUCUCGACGUCUCUCAACCCCCUACCAGCACUGGUCGAGCGGGAAGAAUUAUUGCGGACAGCGGUGGAUGAAUGGAAUCCGGAGCAUGAAGCUCUCAAAGGAGUGAAGCUGCCGGUACAAAUCGAGAGCACGAAAACGAAGAUCGCGGCAAUUGCGAGGGGGCCGCAGGCUUUGGUCCUACAUAUUAACCGCAGCGCACUCAACCUCACCACGGGGGUGGUACAUAAGAACGCUGCAGCCGUCUCUUAUGCACCCGUCCUUGACCUCUCGAAAUACAUGUCGACACAUGCUGCGCUUUCAACAGAUCCACGGACACCUCUGGUCUGUGCGGAAGUGGAAGGAGGGGGGAAUCAGGAUCGGUAUGAGUUGAAGAGCGUUGUGAUACAUUACGGGUCCCAUUCGUUUGGACAUUAUGUCGCGUAUCGCAAAACCGCGAACGGCUGGUUUAGGAUCUCGGAUAGGGAUAUUUGGGCGUGUACGGAACGCGACGUACUUGGCGAAAUGUCGAACGUAUUUAUGUUGAUGUACGAGAAGAUGGAGGCGGGGGAGGAAGUGGUAAAAUCAAGUCCUGGGAGGCACGGUAUGAUCCUCAGAGAGACGAUUAGGGGGAUGGGACGGCAUGAGAGUCUUGAGGAUGUUUUUGAGGAUGAGGAGGGGGAGGAGGUGGUGUGGGAUGAUGAGGUUGGGAGAGCGAGUGCUCGUUUUGCGAGGACUGGGGGAAUCGGGACAGCAGGGGAAGGGAGCGCAGGAAGUGCUGAUAGCACGUACAGUUCGGGUGUCAGUGAUGAUUGGAGAGGAAAAGAGGCACCAGAACUGUAUGAUGAAGUUCCGCCUGCGGUGUUGGUGUCGAAGGCAGUGGAGCAUGUUAAGGAGGAUCACGCAAAAGGUUCAAUGGAGGAAAUCCACGUGAGGGAGAUCUCGGUUUGAGCAUAGGGACGUCGACGUCCACAUGUAUGGGUAGUGGCGGUGUCUUUGUUUUAUGGGGUUCGGCGGACAGGUAUAGGCGUUCAUGACAUUUUACGAUCUUACAGCAGUAAUCUUCGCCUCCAGGGGUUCAGGGGCAGGGGGGUGUCCAGGUCAGUCAGUCGGCUUACGGAUCAAUCCAAUCCAAUCUCUGUCUUCUUGACGCUGAGGCGUUGUUCGAGGCAUUGCGCAGUGUCCAGCUGCAGUACGGCCGAAGUCCUCCGUUAAUCUUGCCGGUACCAGUUGGACGCCUUUUCGACCGGGGCGCAUGUCGGCUUCACACUUCACUUGCAGGGCGGUGCUGGAUGAAACAACCCCGAACGCUUUCGCCCCCAAAAUCCUGUAGACUGUCCGG
Messenger RNA from Saitoella complicata NRRL Y-17804, 2233 nucleotides. RefSeq names its product cysteine proteinase. The transcript is spliced from 2 exons. Gene Ontology annotation, cellular component: cytosol; nucleus. Bases 1 to 1842 code for a protein of 613 amino acids. The record is from RefSeq and is a predicted model, not a curated record. Gene Ontology annotation, biological process: protein deubiquitination. NCBI's taxonomy places the organism in Eukaryota, Fungi, Ascomycota, Saitoellomycetes, Saitoellales, Saitoellaceae. Gene Ontology annotation, molecular function: cysteine-type endopeptidase activity; cysteine-type deubiquitinase activity.